GGCGCUCCCCCGAGCCGCCGCCAUGGGCGACGGGGAGCCGCUCGUGGCGCAGCAGGACGAGGUGCGGCGUGCGACGGGCGAGGGGCGUGCGCGGCCCGCCGGAGCAGGCUCCCCGCUCGCUGCGGCGGAGGCCUCCGGGCCGCGGGCACUCGGCCGGCGCAGCUGCGCGGGCGCGGCGGGACUCGCCAGCCUGGUGGCCGCCGGGGCCGCUCUCGUCGCCGCAGCCUGGGCCCUGGGGCAGCGGCCCGGGGGCCCAACGGCGCGCCCAGGGCGCGGGCGGCGGCCCGGGGGCGAGGCGGCACCCGCGCGGGCAGCGGCGCAGCCCGCCGUGGACGACGAGGCGGUGCGGUCCGCCUCAUGCGCAGCACGCCAGCUGGGCAUGGCUGCUGGCACCAUCUGGGGACAUGGUGGUCGAGGCCCCCCUGGUGGACGUGCUGGACGGCUGCGGCUCCGCGAAGGUGGUCGGCCAGCUCCACGGCGGCCAGGAGCUGAGGGCCGCGUCCCUGGAGGGCCUCGGGUGCCUUGA
Molecule: messenger RNA, 526 nt
Organism: Prorocentrum cordatum
Lineage: Eukaryota; Dinophyceae; Prorocentrales; Prorocentraceae
Source: the annotation of a GenBank genome assembly